AUGAAGAAGUUCUCUUGGAUGCCCAAGUCGGAGGGCAGCGGCGGCGGCGGAACAGCGGGUGGCGGGGCGGCCGGGGCCGGAUGCGGCUCAGGAGGCUUGUCUGUGGGGGUCCGGGUGUUCUCAGUGGGCCGCUACCAGGUCAGCCUGGAGGAGUUCCUGGCCGAAGGUGGAUUCUCCACAGUUUUUCUGGUGCGUACUAAUGGUGGAGUUCGAUGUGCAUUGAAGAGAAUGUAUGUCAAUAACAUGCCAGACCUCAACAUUUGUAAAAGGGAAAUUACAAUUAUGAAAGAGUUUUCUGGUCAUAAAAAUAUUGUGGGCUAUUUGGACUGUGCUGUUAAUUCAAUUAGUGAUAAUGUAUGGGAAGUACUUAUCUUAAUGGAAUAUUGUGGAGCCGGGCAGGUAGUGAAUCAGAUGAAUAAGAAACUGCAGACAGGUUUUACAGAACCAGAAGUGUUACAGAUAUUCUGUGAUACCUGUGAAGCUGUUGCAAGGUUGCAUCAGUGUAAGACUCCAAUAAUUCAUCGGGAUCUGAAGGAUGGAGUUAAUGUAGUAGAAGAAGCAAUUAAAAAGUAUACGACUCUGUCAUAGAGAGCCCCUGAAAUGAUCAACCUUUAUGGAGGGAAACCCAUCACUACCAAGGCUGAUAUCUGGGCCCUGGGAUGUUUACUAUAUAAACUUUGUUUCUUCACUGUUCCUUUUGGUGAUAGUCAGGUUGCUAUCUGUGAUGGCAGCUUUACCAUCCCAGAUAAUUCUCGAUACUCCCACAACAUACAUUGCUUAAUAAGGUUCAUGCUUGAACCAGAUCCAGAGCAUAGACCUGAUAUAUUUCAAGUGUCCUAUUUUGCAUUUAAAUUUGCCAGAAAGGAUUGUCCAAUCUCCAACAUCAGUAACUCUUCUGUUCCUUCAACUCUUCAUGAACCAUUGACUGCUAGUGAAGCAACUGCUAGAAAAAGCCAAACAAAAGCCAGAAUAACAGGUACCAUUGGACCAACAGAAACCUCAAUUGCACCAAGACAAAGACCAAAGGCCAACUCUACUACUGCCACUCCCAGUGUACUAACCAUUCACAGUUCAGCAACUGUGGCGACAACCCCUGUUAAAGUCCUGGCUCCUGGUGAAUUUGGUAACCACAGACCAAAAGGCUCACUGAGACCUGGAAAUGACCCUGAAAUCUUAUUGGGUCAGGGGCCCCCUCAGCAUCCACCACAGCAGCAUAGAGUACUUCAACAACUACAACAGGGGGAUUGGAGAUUACAGCAACUUCAUUUACAGCAUCAUCAUCCACACCAGCAGCAACAGCAGCAACUACUUCAAGAUGCUUACAUGCAGCAGUAUCAGCAUGCAAUGCAGCAGCAACAGUAACUCCAACAGCCGUUUUUAAUGCAUUCAGUGUAUCAGCCACAACCUUCUGCAUCACAGUACCCUGCAAUGAUGCAGCAGUAUCAGCAGAGUUUCUUGCAGCAGCAGAUGCUAGCUCAACAUCAGCAGUCCCAGCAGCACACAUCACCUGAAUAUCUUACCUCCGCUCAAGAGUUCUCACCAGCCUUAGCUUCCUACACAUCAUCACUUCCAGCUCAGGUUGGAACCAUAAUGGACUCCUCUUAUAGUGCCAAUAGGCCAGUUGCUGAAAAAGAGGCAGUUGCAAAUUUUACAAAUCAGAAGAACAUCAGUAACCCACCUGAUAUGUCAGGGUGGAAUCCUUUUGGAGAGGAUAAUUUCUCCAAGUUAACAGAAGAGGAACUGUUGGACAGAGAAUUUGACCUUCUAAGAUCAAAUAGGCUCGAGGAGAGAGCAUCCUCAGAUAAGAAUGUAGAACCACUUUCUGCUCCACAUAACCAUCCUCCAGAAGAUCCUUUUGGUUCUGUUCCUUUCAUUUCUCACUCAGGUUCUCCAGAAAAGAAAGGUGAAUAUCCAUCCAUGAAUCAAGAAAAUAGCACUACAAACCCUAUAAAGAAUGGAAAAGCAAGUCCAAUAUCUAAAUAUCAGCGGAUUGAAAAGAAAACCUCAGCAAAUUUAUCAGUACGAGGUCAUGUACAAAAGGGGAAUGAUGACUCUGAAAGUGAUUUUGAAUCAGAUCCCCCUUCUCCUAAGAGCAGUGAAGAGGAAGACCAAGACGAUGAAGAAGUUCCUGGAGAACAAGGAGAUUUUAAUGAUGAUGAUACUGAACCGGAAAAUCUGGGUCACAGGCCUCUCCUCAUGGAUUCUGAAGAUGAGGAAGAGGAGGAGAAACAUAGCUCUGAUUCUGAGUAUGAGCAGGCCAAAGCAAAGUACAGCAGUGUGAGCACUGUCUACAGAGAGAAAUCUGGCAGUGGACCAACCCAAGAUCCUAAUGCAGCACUCCUCACCCUAACCCAUGUACCUUCUGAUGUUGGGGUGGAGACUCACAAACAGGAGUUUGAUGUAUUUGGUGCCGUUUCUUUCUUUGCAGUGCGUGCUCAACAGCCCCAGCAAGGAGAGAAUGAAAAGAACCUCUCUCAACAGGUGUUUCCUACUGUUGGACUAGAGCAAGAGGAAUUUGAUGUCUUCACGAAGGUGCCCUUUGGCAAGAAGGUGAAUAUCCAAGACUGCCCUGUAGUAGGGUCUGAGGCACAUGCUCUUCCUGGUUGUCCCAAAAGUGUAGAUAUAUUUGGCUGCACUCCCUUUCAGCCCUUUCCCACAUCAACAAGUAAAAGUGAAAGUAAGGAGGACCUUUUUGGGCUUGUGCCCUUUGAGGAGAUAACUGGGAGUCAACAGCAAAAAGUCAAACAGCGCAGCUUACAAAAACUGUCCUCUCGCCAGAGGCGUACAAAGCAGGAUAUGUCCAAAAGUAACGGAAAGCGUCAUCAUGGCACACCAACUAGCACGAAGAAGACUUUGAAGCUGACCUAUCGCACUCCAGAGAGGGCUUGCAGGCACAAGAAAGUGGGCCGCAGAGAUUCUCAAAGCAGCAAUGAAUUUUUAACCAUCUCAGACUCCAAGGAGAACAUUAGUGUUGCACUGACUGAUGGGAAAGACAGGGGGAGUGUCCUACAACCAGAGGAGAGUCUGUUGGAUCCCUUUGGUGCCAAGCCCUUCCAUCCUCCAGACCUGCCAUGGCACCAGCCACAUCAAGGCCUGAGUGACAUUCGUGCUGAUCACAAUACUGUCCUGCCUGGGCGGCCAAGACAGAAUUCACUACAUGGGUCAUUCCAUAGUGCAGAUGCGAUGAAAAUAGAUGACUUUGGUGCCGUGCCCUUUACAGAACUUGUGGUGCAAAGCAUCCCACCACAUCAGUCCCAACAGUCCCAACCAGUAGAAUUAGACCCAUUUGGUGCUGCUCCAUUUCCUUCUAAACAGUAGAUACUUCUGAUGGAUUCUUGGCAUUUACUCCUGUUUCAAAAAAGUAUGAAUAGUUUUAUGAAUUUGAAGAAAAUUUAUUUGUAUAGCUCUUUAUAUCAUUCAUUCUUACAGGUCAGUCAGGAUAGGUGAUUUUUAAAUAAACCAAAUAGAAAAAGGAAGUAUCUCUACAGGGUAGUAACUUGAAGCCUCUUCCAAGCAGAAAAAGGAGCUAAACAGAAAGCUCUAACCAAGGAUUUCUGCUACUGUCAUCACGGCAUGGAAAUUGCAAAGUGUGGUACUUCCAGUGAAAGCACAUUUCCAUCCCAGGUGUGUAGACACUGAGAAGGGACAGUAAAGCUAUAUCAUUAUUUUUGAUAAAACAGUGUCAUUUAUGUGCAUAUCCCAGGCUCAUUCCAGAUGCAGCAUUUAAAAUUAGGCUAUUUGUACAUACAUUAAUUCUGUUUAUGAAUUUUAUGGUUUCUUCUAAUUUUCACACAGAAAAAAACAAGCAAUCUAGCUCUCCUAAAGAAUUAGGAAGAUCUUAU
Messenger RNA from Sciurus carolinensis (gray squirrel), 3842 nucleotides. RefSeq names its product BMP-2-inducible protein kinase-like. Gene Ontology annotation, molecular function: protein kinase activity; ATP binding. NCBI's taxonomy places the organism in Eukaryota, Metazoa, Chordata, Mammalia, Rodentia, Sciuridae. Gene Ontology annotation, biological process: protein phosphorylation. The record is from RefSeq and is a predicted model, not a curated record. The transcript is spliced from 3 exons.